UCGCACGUGCUAGAUGAGUGCUCUACUGCUGAGCCACAACCCCAGCCCUGCUGCUUGAUCUUAAUAACUGCAGAUCAUCUUUACUGAAACGUUAAAUACAGUUUGAAGUCACUCAAGACAAACUGGCAGAGCUAUAAAGGACUUAGAGCCCCUUUCUUAUGCAGCACAGCAGAAUGAAGCAAUUCGCCCCAAAUCACGCAAAGCCUGGAUUUAAGUCGAGCUCAGCUGUGAUCAUGGAGCGCUAAUGCCAGCUGAUGGUGGCCGUUUCCAGAACGGAAUAGCUACAGGACUUUAUUAGGCUUGUAUUCCAUUUUAAACAUUUGUGGCUACAGCUCUUACACAUUAGCGUUUCUAAAUUAAAAAGAAAAAAAAAAUCAGAACCAUCUUUUUUUCCUGAUACAUGUAUAUACCACCAAUAUAAAGAUAACCAUUAUAUACAUAACUGAUGUAAAUCUUUGCAUUGCUAAAAGGAUGGUUUACUUGCAGGCUGCAUGCUUUAUAAGAAAUGUAGGUCUACCUAAUUAGUACUUACUCAUAUCUUCGAUCAUUAAUCAUCAAUUUAGUGAGAGUCAUUGAGCCUACUAUAUGAAAAGAGGCCAAGCAGUAGGCACUCACUGGAGGAUAGCUGGGUUUUUUUGUUGUUGUUGUUUUGUUUUUAAUCUAUUGUUAUUCUGUCAUUCAAAGAGAUACAAAACUACUGUCCAAGGCAUUUCUGUUGCCUGAACCUAAAAGCAAGGGUGUCACCCUGGUGAUAAACAUUUUGAUAAUGUGUGGGCCAAGUCCCCAGACUUAGUAAAAGCACCUUUGUCCUUGCUCAAGAGGAAUAUCAACAUGGAUCCUGAUGGGUCUGUACAAGAUCCUGAAGAUAAGGAAUAUUCUUCUGUCUGUGUUGGCAGAGAAGAUGACAUUAAAAAAUCUGAAAGAAUGACAGCUGUUGUCCAUGACAGAGAAGUGGUCAUUUUCUACCAUAGAGGAGAAUAUCAUGCUAUGGAUAUUCGCUGUUAUCAUUCAGGAGGACCUUUACAUUUGGGAGAAAUAGAGGAUUUUGAUGGACGACCAUGUAUAGUUUGCCCCUGGCAUAAAUACAAAAUUACUUUGGCAACAGGAGAAGGAUUAUACCAGUCUAAAAACCCUAAAGAUCCAUCGGCAAAACCCAAGUGGUGCUCCAAAGGAAUAAAGCAAAGGAUUCAUAGAGUGACAGUGGAUAAUGGGAAUAUUUAUGUGACUCUUUCUAAGGAACCCUUUAAGUGUGACUCUGAUUUUUAUGCCACUGGAGACUUCAAAGUAAUUCGGAGUUCUUCCUGAUAAAAAUAUAUGACAAUGAAAAGUG
This is a messenger RNA of Marmota flaviventris (yellow-bellied marmot), 1330 nucleotides long. RefSeq names its product Rieske Fe-S domain containing (gene Rfesd). Lineage: Eukaryota; Metazoa; Chordata; Mammalia; Rodentia; Sciuridae. The record is from RefSeq and is a predicted model, not a curated record. Gene Ontology annotation, molecular function: 2 iron, 2 sulfur cluster binding.